Messenger RNA from Prorocentrum cordatum, 354 nucleotides. The record is from the annotation of a GenBank genome assembly. Lineage: Eukaryota; Dinophyceae; Prorocentrales; Prorocentraceae.
AUGGAGCGCCUGCGGGUGGGGCUCGGGGCGCCGCCGAGCGCGAGGAGGGCGCGCCAGGACGGGAGUUUCGCGCUGCUGCCCCGGCAGACCGAGGACGAGCUCCUCCUGUCAGAGGACGGGAGUUUCGCGCUGCUGCCCCGGCAGACCGAGGACGAGCUCCUCCUGUCAGAGGUGCACUCGAAGCUGGACGGGGCCCUCCAGUUCCUUCGCUCCGUCCUCGGCGACCUGCUCCUGGACGACGCGCGUCCGGCGCCUGGGGGCGGCGUGUGCCUCGGCCGCGGCGGCGCGGCCCCCUCGCGCAGCCCGGAGAGCGCUUGCCGAGGACAGAGCCCACGCUCGCGGAGGAGGAGGUGA